Molecule: messenger RNA, 4421 nt
Organism: Radiomyces spectabilis
Lineage: Eukaryota; Fungi; Mucoromycota; Mucoromycetes; Mucorales; Radiomycetaceae
Product: male sterility protein-domain-containing protein
Exons: 14
Coding region: 79-4272 (1397 amino acids)
Cellular component (GO): mitochondrial membrane
Source: RefSeq, a predicted model, not a curated record
AAAAAAAUCAAUGAUCGGUACGCGGGCUGAACCGAAAUCAACCAUGGUCAAUAGGCGUUUGUUACAUUGCGCCGUGACAUGGGCGCUACUACGUUUGACAAUUUUGUUCGCAAAAAGCUGCACGCAGUAGCAGGUGAUGUGACCGAAAAUGGCUUGGGCAUGUCCAUGGAGGACCGCAAUAUGGUAUUGAAACACAGUAGCAUCAUCAUCCAUUGUGCUGGCCAAGUCGAUGCUAGCGAACAUAUCGAUAUAUCCGUUAAAGUGAAUGCCCUCGGUGUCAUAAAUGUCAUGGCCAUUGCAAACGAAUGCGGGUCGCUCUCCGGUUUAAUCCACCUAUCUCCGUUACAAAGUCAUAAUCGAUCUUCCUUUGGAACUCUCUACGAAGAUAAACUGAGCCCACUACCGAAUGCCGAACCAGAAACAUUGUUAACUAAUAUUUUAUCAGCAGAACUACAAGAGAUGCCGUCCAUUAUGGAAGAUAUCAAGCCUUACUAUCCCAAUAGCUAUAUGUUCUCCAAAUCUCUGGCAGAACAUCUCUUGGUGAGGGAUGUCCAAAAGAAGCAGAUCAACAGCUUCCCGCAGUAUCCAAUAGCGAUCAUGCGACUUGGGCCUCUAGGUCCAAGUCUAGCAGAGCCUUUAAUGGGAUGGGCCGACAACGUGAACGGUGCCAACGGCCUUCUUCUCCUAACCGGACGCGGCAUCCGAGUUAUCCAAGCAAAUCAAGGAGAAAAUCCAGUGGAUAUCAUUCCUGUCGAUUUUGCCGUACGUCUCAUUCUUGGAUGUGUGGCCAACCUUUCCAUCCCGAAACAAUUCGCAGUGCCGUCUCCUUUGCAGCAUGAGCCAUUUGUGUCUGCCGAUUAUCCGUCCUACAGAGAGUCGACUACCGCCACUUCUGUAUCCAUUCGCGAUUCAGCGGCAUCAUCUGAAGAAGCAUCGUUUUAUCGAUCUUCAGCAGGUAGUCGCGCUUCAUCCCACACGUCAGCGCAGAUCGACUCCUUGGGUCCAAAAGAAAUCACUUUCCCUUCCAUAUAUCAUAUUUCCUCAAUCAAAAUGCGUCCCGUCUCAUGGCGUGUCGCGUAUGACGCUAUACGGCAAUAUUGGAUGCAGACGACCAAUGUUAGACUGAUACCGGCGGAAAUCUAUUUUUCCAAUGAUGCAGCAAAAUCCCCUGCUGGAUUGUCCCGAGCACGAACUGUAAUGAACUCGCUGAGAUCGGCUGCUACAAGUUACAUAACCGGAGUCCCAACCGCUAAUACAAGCAUGAUCGAUCCCAUUUCAAAGGUUCCCGGCAAGCGCAACUCUCACCGAUUCAGCCGCUGUGUGGAUAAAGCGGUCAAGGCAGCUAGUCAUUUACGAGGCUCUUUUGGUGAUAUGUGGCUGAAUACGGUCGAUACAAAUACCUCUCACCUGAAACAACUUCUGCGAAAAGAUUCCGCUGCAGUCGAUUUCGAUCCGCAUGAAUUGAUCCCCGAAGAUGCUUCAGUUGCACUGUGGAAAAACUAUUUCAUGAACGCUAGUUAUGGUAUACAUUACUUUGUUGGUGGCGAAUCGAAUCUACGACUUCCAUCACCCAUCUCAGAAUGGGAUUGCGCUUUGCACAAUGAAAGUGAAGCUGCGACCAUGGUAGACAAGCCAACUCAAAGUUCGGUUUACUCUGCUGCCGAAGUCACGAAGCGGACAGAACGUAUGGUCCACAAGAUAAAAGACGUGCUGAUUGAUAAUAUUCAACAUUCCAAAGAAACGGACGAUGAGUGGUUGACAGAUAUGGAUGACAGCUUGGAAGACUGGUGUCAAGACCCAUCGAUUGUUGCGUCCGAACGCGAGAAAAGAAUGGUCUUUGGUAAAUGGCGCAAAAAAGUUGGCAGCAAUGAUGAAGCAGUCAAGGUUGUGGUGCUUAAUGAUAAACGAGUCAAUGUGGCGGUGCACAAGAUCACUCAAAAUGCCGGCGUUUCCAAGCAGACAGCUGUCAACGAGGCCACAAAAAUUUUACUUCGUAUGAGUGAAAGGACGCAGCUUGCAUUUGUCUGUUUCACAGGUUUCUUUCUGAAAUCAUUAUUUGAAAACAUGUUUGAAAAUAUCCGUAUACGAGAAGAACAUAUAAGACAGAUUCGAGAUGCUACUCUUGGUAAAAGGGUUGUCUAUGUGCCUGUCGCUAAGAGCAUUUUGGACCCGCUGUUGCUAUGGUACAUCACCAUCCGUUUCCAAUUACCGGUGCCCGCAUUGGCAUGCGACGAAGCGAUGGCUCAGUUGGGGUCUAUUUCCGAUAUUUAUCGACUUGCGGGUGCUUACUAUAUGAAGCGAGACAAGCGCCAUCGUUCACCAUUGAAUUCGGCGGUGCUUGCUGCCUAUACCCAAGUGCUGUUGCGCGAGCAUGGCGCUUUAUGUUUUUCACUCGAAAAGACACGCUCUCGCAGUGGCAAAUAUGACGAACCAUAUGCCGAUGGCCUAAUUGAUAUGGUGAUUGAAGCUACCCUGCAGUCAAAUCAAUCGCGUACUCCGGCGUUCAAUAAGUUGAUGCAAUCCGAGACUACUCCUCCGACUUCACCAGAUACACCUGUAUCCGCCGCUCCGAGCCCAACUGCCAGCAUCGACGGUCAUGCGGGUCUUUUCCGUAAAGCUCACCGCGACAUUGUAUUUGUUCCCAUUAACAUUUCCUACGAGAACGUACCAGAAUUACCUCAUUUAAUUGACGAAGUACUUGAUCAACAGCCCAGACGACAAACUCAGGAACUGCAAACGCCCAUGGAAGGCGUUGUUCGUCCCAGUGAAGCGAUGGAUAAGCGUACAAAGAUGCUUGAAGGUGCUGAGGUACCGCGUAAACGUGGCCGGGUGCUCUUGGGCAUCGGUUCAUUGAUCAGCGUUCAAGAUACAGCUGAAGAAUUUAGUCAUAUUUAUGACUCCAGUACCAUGGAGAAUUUCGAAGUGGAAUUAGCGAAAGAAUUAACGAACAAGAUUCAAAAGCAACAACGACGGGCAUUGAUCAUUACUCCCAUAUCGCUUGUUUCUGCCAUUAUUUUGUAUGGACGUGCCACAGGUGGUGUAUGCGUUGGCAAAAUAAAGGAGCUGAUGCUCUGGCUUCGCGAAGAAUUUACUGAACAUGGCUAUCACAUUGACUGGCAAGAUGGCGAAGACCUGGACUCAAUUGUCCUCUAUGUAUUCCGUUUACUGGAAGACUCAAAGAAUCUGAUUAUUGAAGGCAAAGAAAUCAAUGAUGAUACAAACAUCCGCGUCAACGACCAUGCAGAUAACGUAAUGACCUUGUCUUAUUACGCAAAUCAGAUUGUGGAUGCGCUACUUUCAGAUGCUUUUAUGGCUGCAGUGUACUUGUCGUUUACUGAGGAUAUUGUUACCGAGGAUGAGUUCAUGGAUCGCUUCCGCUUCCUGGUCCAGAUGCUCGAACGCGAGUUCGUGUGUUCUUGGGAUGUGGACAAGCAAUUUAACAAGAUGAUCGAUGCAUUUGAAGAGCGAAAAAUUAUCCGCAAACGCCAGAAUCAAAGCGGUGUAAACGAGCUGUGUCUAGCAGUGAAUAUGGAACUUCAUCCUACCCAGUAUGAACAACUGAUCUUUUUAGCAUCCGUAAUCUAUCCUACGAUUGAUUCUUAUUGGAUUACUUCGUGUUCGUUGUCUGCUUUGGAAGCCGUACCCAUGCUCCCACGUAGCAUCGCACCGUUACUCUCCCAAUGGAUUGCUACUCAUCUGAUCGCCGGUCGUCGUACCAUUUAUCGUGAAGUCCUGUCCACUGAAUCCAGCCGUACAGCGAUUGAUGUGUUCAUGGCGCUCGGUUUCCUUGGUGAAUUCCAAGCAAAGGAACGGUUGUCACCGGAUGCUCAAAUUUUACUACAUGAACUGGGCGUACCAACCAGCGAAUCUUUGAUUGAACUGUCAGGGCAAAACAGCGAUGGUGGUAUGACGCCUGUAUCGCCCGUGGAUCCGGAAGGCAUGAUGAAAGCGAUCAUGGCUCAGAUACAGAUGAAUCGAGCCAAUUCGAAUAUGGCCGAUUUAUGUCAGCAAAUCGAUUCUUACCGCCUAGGUGCUGCAUCCCAGCGCGAAAGCUUUCAAAAUGCUCAAGUCUUCCAAAAAUGUCUGAAGCAAAUCAAAGGCAUCCUGCACACCGGUGCGAGUUUUGCGCAAAGGCGGAAAAUUGAGCUGAAAGAACCUGAAGAUAAACUGGUGCAGCUGGUAUAUGCCCUUCGCGUGAAUAGUGCAUCGUCGGCUCACACCGCUCAAGGUCGCGCUCUUCGUCGCAUUUCAGAGGCAUACAAUUUAAGAUAACUCAUCUUUCCGUAUUUCUUGUAUUUCCUGUUCCUUAUUAUUAUUUCAGCUGUUUUUACAUACUUCGCCCCGCAGCUAAUAUAUCUUGUAUAAAUUAUACUUUUUUACACUCAUGAUCACCAAAUGUUUCCAAUCUAGAAUAAGGGUCC